AUGGAAAACUACGGUAUCAAAACAGAAGGCGAAAUUUUCUCGUCAUGCAUAAGUGAGAUGCGAAAUCGAAUAUCAGAUCAUGACCAAGACGAUAUGUCCUUUUACAACACAAAUGAAGUGAUCGAAAAGAAAGUAACUAAUUUGUUCAAGAAUUUCCGGGCGGAGUUCUUCCAAGAGUUUGGCGGUUGGGAAACCUGCACAGGAAAGAUGGAUAAGAAGUACGCCGUUGAAGGGAACAUUCUUCAUCGCACCGCGCGAAAUCCGCACCUGGAAAUGCGGCAAAAGGCUAUUGCAUAUUACAGAGUAUGCUACGAAACAGCCCGACAAACGCGAGAAAGGAUUUUGUCGUUCGCGUGGUUGCCGUAUGAUGUUUUGGCUGUUGUCAGACAAGAAAACGUCAUGAAGGAACGUGAUUGCAUCACAGCUGCCAUUCCACUAUAUGACGUUAGUCUUUGA
Molecule: messenger RNA, 456 nt
Organism: Cooperia oncophora
Lineage: Eukaryota; Metazoa; Nematoda; Chromadorea; Rhabditida; Trichostrongylidae
Source: the annotation of a GenBank genome assembly